AUGAUUCCCUGUGAGGAUAUUUUAUUUCCCACAGGAACGGCAAAUCCAGGGAAUAGAAACAGAUGCAGGAUAACCCUGGACUUGAUCAUCAAAGUUCAGCUCCUCAGGCUGAACUUGUCUGAUAAGAACCCCAGGAGUAAGAAGGAAGCUGAGAAGAAAUUUAAAGAAAUUUUGGAAGCACAUGAGGUUUUGUCUGACCCUCAGAAGCAAUUGUUGUAUGACAAGUCUGUUGAGAACAGAGUUGACAGGGGGUUUGAUGGCUUCUUUCAUUCUCCUCAUGUAUUCUCCCAUCAAGAAGAGUUCUUUGGAGGGAGGGAUCCAUUUGCAUAUAUUUUCUAGAACCCCUUUGGCAUCAGAAUCAAUGGUGAAAACCAUGAAACCACAGUUGGGCCACAUGGUCCCACAACAAUGGUUAGCUGUACUAAAGUGAUCAAUGGCAAGACAAUCACCACCUGGCCAAUCUUUGAGAAUGGGCAUGAGAGAAAGGAAGUGGAAGAAGAUGGCCAGCUGAAGUCUGUGAAAAUCAAUGGGACAGAGAUCCUGAAUUCUUAA
Lepidothrix coronata (blue-crowned manakin) is the source of this 552-nucleotide messenger RNA. RefSeq names its product DnaJ heat shock protein family (Hsp40) member B8 (gene DNAJB8). The record is from RefSeq and is a predicted model, not a curated record. Gene Ontology annotation, molecular function: Hsp70 protein binding; ATPase activator activity. Gene Ontology annotation, biological process: protein refolding; positive regulation of proteasomal ubiquitin-dependent protein catabolic process. NCBI's taxonomy places the organism in Eukaryota, Metazoa, Chordata, Aves, Passeriformes, Pipridae. Gene Ontology annotation, cellular component: cytosol; endoplasmic reticulum membrane.